Messenger RNA from Gossypium raimondii (Peruvian cotton), 2199 nucleotides. RefSeq lists its product as uncharacterized. Lineage: Eukaryota; Viridiplantae; Streptophyta; Magnoliopsida; Malvales; Malvaceae. Bases 193 to 1740 code for a protein of 515 amino acids. The record is from RefSeq and is a predicted model, not a curated record. The transcript has 3 exons.
AUGGGUUUAAAAUUAAACCAGAAGUUCCACGCUCCUCUUUUGAAAAAAAAACAAUUCCCAAGAAAGGCUUCUCUGCUUGAAAAGCCAGGAAAGAUUAGAAUUAGAAGGAAAGGGUGAUUGAGAGAUUUUCCCAAUUCGAUUCCGAAAGGGCUAAACUCUUUUUUAUUAGCAAGUGUUAUUUGUACGUAUGUAAUGCAUCACAAGAAAUCUGAACUUCAGAUCGGGAAAGAAAGCAGCGGCGUCUCUUCCGAUUUCAAUCCUAAACCCUCCACCGUUCAUCAUCAACUCCCACUUCAUCACCUUCAGAAGCAUUUUAAUUACCAUCAUCGUUUACAACAGCAAUCCGAUGCAACAGCGGCGGAAACGGUCACCGGCACCACACCGAUUUCGGUUUUCCCUCAGAUAAUUACCCAGAACCCUCCAGAAAAUGGCACAAUUGCUCCUCCUCCUCCAUCUUCUUCCUCUUCUCCGACCCCUUACAAGAGACCCCUUUUGACCCAGACGCGUUCUCUUACCAAAUCCCCUACUUUGUACCGCUUUACGACGCCCCGUCAUUUCAAUUCCCAAAAUACCACUUCUUUUUUUUCCUUCUCCGUUGCUGCUAAAUCCUUCGUUUAUAGGAUUCUCCGUCGUUUCAAGAACCUACGUCGUCUCCGAGUUCACCUACGUUUAAUCCUUCUUUUAUCUCUUCCUUUCUUCUACUUCUUAGUUUCGCACCCAAGCCACUCUUUUUUACUCGACUUCCUAUCCGCUUUUGCUUUCUCAGCUGCCCUUCUUUUUUCCCUUAACCUUGCCCUCCCACGCCUCCCUUCAAUUCGUUUGUUCUUAUCCCGUUCCUUUCCAAUUAAGCUCAAAUCGUCAUCUUCACUCUCAAGGUCUCAUUUUCCAGUGUUAUGGUCAGUUGGGUCUCGACCAAAAUCCGAAAAGAGAGCAAAUUCGGGGUGUUGGGUUCAAGUUUAUAGCAACGGAGACAUUUAUGAAGGGGAGUUUCAUAAGGGGAAGUGUUCAGGGAGUGGCGUAUAUUACUAUUAUAUGAGUGGACGAUACGAGGGCGAUUGGGUGGAUGGGAAGUAUGACGGCUAUGGGGUUGAAACGUGGGCUAGAGGAAGCCGGUAUCGUGGACAGUAUAGGCAGGGUCUUAGGCAUGGAUUUGGGGUCUAUAGGUUCUAUACUGGGGAUGUUUAUGCAGGAGAGUGGUUGAAUGGGCAGAGCCAUGGCUGUGGAAUUCAUACAUGUGAGGAUGGAAGUCGAUAUGUUGGGGAAUUCAAAUGGGGAGUCAAGCAUGGACUUGGCCAUUACCAUUUUAGGAAUGGAGAUACAUAUGCUGGGGAAUAUUUUGCAGACAAGAUGCAUGGAUUUGGUGUCUAUUGUUUUGCAAAUGGCCAUAGGUACGAGGGGGCUUGGCAUGAGGGUAGACGACAAGGGCUUGGAAUGUAUACAUUUCGAAACGGGGAAACACAAUCUGGACAUUGGCAAAAUGGCAUUCUUGAUGUCCCAAGUACACAGAGCACUUCAUAUCCCGUAUCUCCUGUUGCUGUUUAUCAUUCUAAAGUGCUAAAUGUGGUGCAGGAGGCUCGAAGGGCAGCAGAGAAAGCUUAUGAUGUGGCAAAGGUAGAUGAGAGAGUAAACAAGGCAGUAGCUGCAGCUAAUAGAGCAGCUAAUGCAGCAAGAGUGAUAGCAGUUAAAGCAGUACAAAAGCAAAUGCAUCAUAAUAACGGUGACAGCAUUCCCAUUGUGUGAACUUUCUAACAAUGGCUCAUUUACUUUUGAAAAUGCAUUAGAUAGCAGCAAGCAGCAAGAGACUGAUGGCUAAUGCGACUUUACUUUCAAAUAGCUUUGUGUUUUAUACUGUCGUCUACUUGCAGUCUUGGUUCUUUCAUCAAGAGACUGUAGUUUUUAAUUUGCUUGAACGAAGGGUAAAAGAAUGUUCAAUCCAUUUUAACAUAAAAGCCUGUAUACAUGCUGGGAAGAAAAUCCUUUGCAUAGAAGAGAAGAGAAGAGGUGGAGAAAGAUGGUGAUGGCACCUUUUUCUAAUUAUUUUUUAGCUUUCCUUUCUUGUUACGGUUUUGUAAAGAUGAGUUAAGAUGUAAUAUAUAAGUGCUGGUGAGCAGGUGAAACCUCAUCCAGUCAAUGUUGUAUUUGAACUUAUUUGGUUCUUUCAAUGAAGAAAAUCAUGCUAUAUGCCAUGUUUUUUUUAAA